Molecule: messenger RNA, 2195 nt
Organism: Scleropages formosus (Asian bonytongue)
Lineage: Eukaryota; Metazoa; Chordata; Actinopteri; Osteoglossiformes; Osteoglossidae
Product: CD276 antigen-like
Exons: 5
Coding region: 262-1107 (281 amino acids)
Biological process (GO): regulation of cytokine production; T cell receptor signaling pathway
Cellular component (GO): external side of plasma membrane
Molecular function (GO): signaling receptor binding
Source: RefSeq, a predicted model, not a curated record
CCACCAAAACAUGACCACUGAGGCUGAGCAAGACAAGAGCGCGCACACAACUUUCACACCUCCUUACCGGCGCCUGCAAUAAAAGCGCCACUCGGGGCGCACUGAGCCAGGGACGCGUACGGGAGCGCUGUGCUGCGGAGUCCAGUCUAUCCUCAUCGCGCACGGGGUGAAGCGCUGAACUCCACUGCGCAACUCUUGCUUUCAGCCCUGUGGGAUUGCUUAAGAAAGGCGCGCGCUUCAACUUCUACGCGAGACGCCACGAUGUGCUCCAGCUGCCGCCACCCGCUCGCGCUCCUCUGCGUCCUUCUGCUGGCGUCCGCAGGUGCGUUCAAGGUCACAGCGCCCCAAGGGCAAGUGCUGGCUGUCUAUGGACGUCCUGCGGUAUUGGGGUGCAGCUACACCACAAGUGAAACCUCAGUGCUGGACUCGCUGAUCGUCACUUGGCAGAGGGCCAGUGACAACGCCGUGGUGCACAGCUUUUACCACGGUAAAGAUCAGCUGGAUAAGCAGAGCGCAGAGUACAGUGGCCGCACGCAGUUGUUCUCUAAUGAGUUCCUCAAGGGGAAUGUCUCUCUACGGCUGGACAAGGUCCAGAAGAAGGAUGAGGGCACCUACCUGUGCACCGUCAGCAGUGUGGAGGGCACAGACAAGGCGGAAGUGCGUGUGAACUUUGGAGCUUUCUACACCGAGCCCCUUCUCACCAUCCAGAGGCACAACACCAGUGUUACCUUUCGCUAUGACAGUAAGGGCUACCCAGCGCCAGAAGUGCAGUGGGUGGACUUCACGGGCCAGAAUCUCUCCCACACAGACGUCGUUAAAGCCGACACGGACGGAGAGUUGUUCCUUUUGCAUACUCAUCUGGUGCUGGAGGCCCAGCCGAAGAUGAACUACACCUUCACCCUGAAGAACAGGCUCCUCGGCCAAGUCAUAAAGAGGCCUGUGGUCUUCAGCGAUGCCAUGGGAUACUGCACUGACAACAGCUCUCAUUGGAUUAACAUUGUUCUUAUUUGCUUCGUUCUUCUUUCAUUGGCAUGUAAUAUAAUCUUACUUUGUAUCAUGCGAAAGAAAAGAAUUUUGAUGAAGCAUCCAGAGAAUGGAAGUAUUUAAAAAAAAAAAAUAAAUAUUUAAAAACCUUCAAUUACAGGAUGUGUGUAUAUAUAUAUUUGCUUCAGGCAGAGAAUGUUUAUUUUAAAUUUGACAAAAUAGUUUGCAUAACUUCCUGAAGGCUUUUCGAAGAAGAGGGAGAAGAGCGUUACAUUUAUUAAUUUUUUUUUUAGAUGCUUUUCUAGAAGCGGUGAAUGUUUCUAUAUAGCAUUUAGCUGACACCUCUAUCCAAGGCAACUUAAAAUGCCCAAUUUUAUGAACACCUUAGAAUAAUUCCACCAUGUGCUCGGUAGAACAAUGUAACACACAUGCAAUAAGAGCAAUUUAGUCACCAGUUCAUCUGAAAGGUGUCUUGGAUUGUGGGAGGAAACAAGCUUCUGGAAGAAACCGCCCAUGAACAUUGGAGAACAUGCAACCUCUGCACAGACUGAGCAGUAAUCCAGCCUACUGCCAAUGAUACAGCUCAGGCACUAUGAGGUACAAGCACUACCUGCUGUGCUACCCUGCUGACCACAGGACAGCCUGAACUGCCAAAGUCUUUGGUCAACCUCAUCAUGACUCCAUCACUGUUCAUUCUACAUCUUCAGAUACAGUCAGCCGUCAAGUCUGUUACUGUGUAAAGAGCAGUAAUUUGUCUUUUGAUUAAAUAUGGUAUGUUACAUAGAGGUUACCUCUUGACAGUUGUAUAGCUGGAAAUGAAAAUGUACUUCACUACCUUUGUGUAAAUGAGUAGCUGUUUGCGGAGAGCGGGCCAUUCACAUGGCACUGAUCCACGAUGGCACUGUUUUACACCGUAUGUCCACUUGUGGUUAUGGCUUGACUUCAUUCGCAAGCUAUGUGUUGUCUUUAUUUACACAAUUAGUUUACAUGUGUCUAGGCAGCAUAAUCGACAAGCAGGGUGGGACAGACGUCAGAGUCAGAAUAGGCAAGGCAAGGGCAGCUUUCCUACAACUGAAGAACAUGUGGGGGUCCAGAGGUCCAGAGUUCUGACAGUUAAGACCAAGACCCGAAUUUUCAACGCCAACGUAAAGUCAGUCCUACUUUACGGAGCAGAGACCUGGAGGACCACCGUCACCACCACAAAAAAGAUA